UCUCCACUAUACGGUAAGCUACACAUUCCAACAUCCUCACCGGUUCUUACCAAUUUCGUCACAUUUUAAUUCUAGCUGAGAGUAUGCUUGCAUAACUAAAUUGACAUGUCACUUUGCCAUCCAAAUAAAGCUGCAAAAGGCUAUGCUGGCUCUCACUGUCACAUAUUUUGGGCAGAAUUAUUUUGGGUGCUUCUACUUAUUCCAAUCAUCAAGCCAUCAUUUUUUUUUCAUUCAAACCGAGAUGGAGCUGACGAGGGGCAGGGGCGCAGGGCAGGGGGAUGACAAGACGACGCACGUACAAUGCCAUGACCCAACCACCGGGCACCAGCACCGUUCCGGCCGCUGCCAUCACGCCCAAGGCAUUGCCUUGCAUGCACCGCCCGCCGCGCGCGCACGUACAAAGCAAUCCCUCCAUCGUCUCGCGCCAAAUCAAGCCCGCGAUCUUCCCACCGCUGGUCGUCGUCUCCCCCGGCGACCGCGUGCCUCCUAUGGGCCAUACAUGCUGGCCGGCGGCCGGCGGCGCCGCCGUGAAGGCGGAAGCGGUAAUAAUCUGCGUGCUGCUGCUGCUCCUGCCGGCGGCCGCCGCGCAGCAGGCCCCGACGGCGGAGGGCGCGGCUGCGAUCGACGCGGAAGCCGACGGCAACGGCACCACGCGAGGCGGCGGCGGCGGCGGCGGGCGAGGUGGUGGCGGGCGAGGCGGGGGCGACGGCGCGCGGAGUAAGCUGGUGAGCAGCAUCGACUGCCAGAUCUGCGAGGCGACGUGCCGCGUCAAGUGCCUCAUCAACAACCUCUUCCAGUGGGGCGUGUGCUACCAGCGCUGCAAGUCCGACAACUGCAACGACUGGUGCAGGUAGCUAGCACAGCAACACGUACGUGCUUUUGAUCGAUCGGGUUGAUCGGACGGUUCAGAGCAUGCCACGUACCAAGCCUUCUUCUGCAAUCUAGCUAGCUAGAUCCAAAGUAUAUAUAUACUGGUAUAUACAUACACACAUAAAUGUGCCGCUGCGCACUCAUACCUACAUGUAUUUUGUCAUUACCCAAAGUUUGUACUUGUAAUUUUGUACUGAUAUUUUUUGAAUAACGGGUCGAGAAUUUUAUGC
Messenger RNA from Setaria italica (foxtail millet), 1100 nucleotides. RefSeq lists its product as uncharacterized. The record is from RefSeq and is a predicted model, not a curated record. The transcript has a single exon. NCBI's taxonomy places the organism in Eukaryota, Viridiplantae, Streptophyta, Magnoliopsida, Poales, Poaceae. The coding region runs from base 279 to 854 and encodes 191 amino acids.